AUACGGUUGCGACGGUGUAAACAACAAAGCACCAGAAGAGCUGCGAGGUGACAGAAGAUAAAGGUGCGUACACGUACAUGUACACGUCGAUGUCGGUUUCCCCCAACUCCAAUAUAAUUCGUUGUACAUGCUCUCGCCGUGACCGCUUAACCGGAGAAAAUACAAAGGCACAGUGACUGUCUCUUAGACGUUGGAAGGAGAGCAGAGUCAAGUUGCAGCAACGAUUAGGCAUGGCGAUGAGAGAGCUGGUCACAGGAGGCGGGGCUUGCGUCGUUCCGGGCUCUUCCUCUUCUUCAAAUCCCCUUGGUGCUUUUGCAAACACCCUACUUGGCUCGUCUUCAAAGAAUCAGGAAAGAGUAAAGGAGCUCCCUGGUACAACACUAACGGGUCCAGAAACUUCAUUGUACUCUGGGAGCAACGAUCGUGUAGCAACACUCCCCGGAUCAGAAUAUGAUUAUCAACGAUACCAGCACCCUGAUACUCAGGGCUCAGAAUUCCUUAAUAGCUUCCGUUCUACGGAUCAGGGAGCUCUUGCAGAUGCCUGGGAUGAGAUUCAUCAUGCUUCAGUUCCUCCUCAUGACCAUAAUGUUAGUAAUCGGGUUCAACCCACCUGGGAUGGGCCACCACAAAGAGUCUUGUCAAGUUUUUUGCACUCUUUUGUGGAGAGUGGCCAUGCUGGUCUUCCUUUUCAACCUGUGUCGCUUCCAGUUUUGGGAUUGUCAGAAGGGGACAAACGAUGUAUACGUGAUCGUAGCAGCAUAAUGGCACGACAUUUCUUUGGAAACAAGAAUGAAGAUUAUAUCAAUGCACAGAUAAAUGCACUGCUUCAUUCUUUAGAUAUUGAUAAUGAUGCUCGGGCUAAGGGUGCUCUACCAAUGAGAUUACAAGAGUUGGAAGAAUAUUGGAAUGAGUCUCAACGCCCCCUACGAUCUGUUGCUCCUCAUGCAGUAGAUGGAUGGGUUUCUGAAUACAGUCAGCACAGAGCGGCGCAUGGUGAUCCUGAAGCCUGGGCACACUCCUUUGAACAACAACAUGGUGCUAAUGGUUGGGCAUCUGAAUUUGAGCAGGAACAGUAUCAAAUUACGUCUGUGGGUAAAAUGAGAAGUGAAAACAUAUCAAGUAUGGCAGCAAUAGAGCAGACCCAUAUGCUUGCACAUACAUUAGCUCAGAAUGAGGACCCAAAGUUUCAGAAUUCGAAGUUCCUUCAGUUUGUCUCUAAGAUGAGCCGUGGUGAACUUAUCGUUGAUGACAAUCAAGUAAAACAAGCUGGGUUGUCUGCCUCCGGUGAUUGGGUUGAGGAAUAUCAAGAGCACUACAAUGGGAUUUCUAAUUCAUGGGCUGACCAGCUUGUACGUGAUGAGAUUCAUCAUGGAACUGAUAGAUGGGUGAAUGAGUUCACUACUGAACAAAAGCGAGGUGGAUCACUUGAUGAUGAGUGGGUCAACGAGUUUUCCAAGUUGCAUGUUCAGGAUUGGGCAGAAGAAUUUGAGCAUCAAGUUCGUGAAGGAGCUUUGGAGGGGGAAUCAGCUGAUAACUGGGCAAAUGCGUAUAACGAGUUCCUAAAUGAGAAAAUAGAUGACACGCAACGGUCAGAUACUUCACGAGGGGUAUACGUUUUUUCUGAUAUGAACCCUUACGUUGGUCAUCCCAAUCCCUUGAAAGAAGGGCAGGAGCUGUUUCGUAAAGGGCUACUGAGUGAAGCUGUUCUUGCUUUAGAGGCUGAAGUUCUGAAGAACCCUGAUAAUGCUGAAGGUUGGAGAUUGCUUGGAAUAACACAUGCUGAGAAUGAUGAUGACCAACAGGCUAUUGCAUCCAUGAUGCGUGCACAGGAGGUGGAUCCAACAAAUUUGGAGGUGCUUCUUGCUCUGGGUGUCAGUCAUACUAAUGAGUUGGAGCAGGCAGCGGCACUUAAAUAUCUUUAUAGAUGGCUUCAACAUCAUCCGAAGUAUGGAACGCUCGCUCCCUUAGAGAAGUCGGAUUCUCUGUAUUAUGCUGAUGUUGUUAGGUUAUUCAAUGAAAUUCAUCAUGGAACUGAUAGAUGGGUAAAUGAGUUCACUACUGAACAAAAGCGAGGUGGAUCACUUGAUGAUGAGUGGGUCAACGAGUUUUCCAAGUUGCAUGUUCAGGAUUGGGCAGAAGAAUUUGAGCAUCAAGUUCGUGAAGGAGCUUUGGAGGGGGAAUCAGCUGAUAACUGGGCAAAUGCGUAUAACGAGUAA
Messenger RNA from Macadamia integrifolia, 2216 nucleotides. RefSeq names its product peroxisome biogenesis protein 5-like. The transcript is spliced from 13 exons. Gene Ontology annotation, molecular function: protein binding. The coding region runs from base 231 to 2216 and encodes 661 amino acids. The record is from RefSeq and is a predicted model, not a curated record. Lineage: Eukaryota; Viridiplantae; Streptophyta; Magnoliopsida; Proteales; Proteaceae. Gene Ontology annotation, cellular component: peroxisomal membrane; cytosol. Gene Ontology annotation, biological process: protein import into peroxisome matrix, docking.